AUGGAAUUCUCGGACAUAUUUCCCGAGAAAUUACCUGGAGUCCCUCCGAAUAGAGAGGUAGAGUUUGGAAUUGAACUACUACCAGGUACUACUUCUAUGUUCAUUGUACCCUACCGCAUGGCACCGAAAGAGCUGACUGAGUUGAAAGUGCAGCUUCAGGAACUUUUUGGAUGUGUGUUUAUGAAAGACAGUAAGAUGGUCACUUACGCUUUGCAGCAGCUUAAGACACAUGAAGGUAACUACCCUUUGUACGAUCUUGAGCUGGCUGCAGUUCACAGAUGGGUUAAAUUACUUAAAGAUUAUGAUUGCACGAUAGGGUACCAUCCGAGUAAGGCUAAUGUAGUAGCUGAUGCCCUUAGUCGUAUAACAAUGACUGAUCUGAGAGCAAUGUUAGCUCGUCUGAGUUUGGUUGAGGAUGGGGGGUUGUUAGCAGAAUUACAGGUUAAACCGAUUUGGAUGGAGCAAAUUCAAGCUAAACAGUUGAACGAUGAGUCCUUAGUUCAACGAUUGCAAUAUGUUGGUUUGAACAAAACAUUCAAUUUUAGCUUGAAUAGCGACAAUGUGUUGUGCUUAAAAGGUCAGAUUUGUGUACCUAAUGAUAAAGAGUUGAGGCACUCGAUUCUGCAAGAGGUGCAGAGUAGUCCCUAUGCUAUGCAUACUAGUGGGAACAAAAUGUAUCGGGACCUCUGA
This is a messenger RNA of Gossypium arboreum, 690 nucleotides long. RefSeq lists its product as uncharacterized. The coding region runs from base 1 to 690 and encodes 229 amino acids. NCBI's taxonomy places the organism in Eukaryota, Viridiplantae, Streptophyta, Magnoliopsida, Malvales, Malvaceae. The transcript has 3 exons. The record is from RefSeq and is a predicted model, not a curated record.